CAUGAUUUUUCUUUCGUGAAUAUAUUUACGGUUUAAGAGAAUUAAAGCGCACAGAUUACAAUUUAAUCUUUGGUAUUUCAUUAUAUUUUACAUAUUUUAUGUAAUGGGAUCAAAGAAAACGAAUCGUUCGAGUCGCGCGCUAAUUGCCGCUUGUUUAGCACACUUAGGUUCAGGAGUUGUUCAAUCCGUCACCUCUUUCCUAUUGUUUAAGUUUAAUGGCAUUCUGAUUAUAGCCGGAUGGGAUGCUGUGUCUGCCGUUGGGAACUUCACAUUCGGAGGGGUUCUUUUCAUAAAACGGAAGCAAGCACGCCAGGAAACGAACUCGGAAGAAACAAAAGAAACUCCUGGGAAUCCCGAAGGAAACUCCAAGAAAAUUUUGCUGGGUUCUUGCGUAUUAAACAUAUUAUCACUGAUCUUGCUGUCCUUUUUUGAUGGAGUUACUUGGGAUUUUAGGAUUUCAAAAGAGAAGUCUUCUACGGCAGCUUCGACGAGACAACCGGAAAAAAUUACUUCAUACGCUUACGUCGCUUCUUUGAUCAUACCGGCGAUAUUGAUAUUAAUAUGUCUUCUUACAAUCUGUCUUUUCAAGUUAUAUUCCAACAAAAACAAUUCUAUGGCAGAAAUUUCUAUGGAAGAGCUAAGUUCGGUUACCAUCAGACCCGAAUGCUCCUCGGGAAGAGAGAAGAGAACGCCUUUUGUGGUGGUGACCCCUUUCGUACGUGCCGAGCAAAAACCUAAUCGCGGUAUUUGGCAAUAUACCAGAAACUCCAGCCAUCCGGAAUUAACUAUAAUCCCCGAAAAUAAACAAGAAAUUGAAUCUCCGAUUAACAGGGAGACUUCAAAAUAUGUUCGAGAAGUUUUUCAUUGUCCGCAGAUGCACGAUAAGGAUUCGCUCAUUAAUUUAAGUCCUUUGGAGUUAAUGGCUCGACACCAGAGAAUGCGAGACACGUUAAGGAAAUAGAAAAACAUUGUAGAAGAAAUCUCGGCUAGAAAUUUUUGGGUGUGUUUAUAUCGAAGAUUAGUUUAAAUAACAACUUUGCAGUGUGUAAUUAAUACUUGUUGACGAGACAAAUUAAUAUUUAAAAAAAAUGGAGAGAGGAUGUCCCGAGGAGGAAGCGCUGUUUUGUUUCUAGCUGGGUUUAACGAUGACGUGGCGACAUUAACUGGUUUUUCGUUUCAACAUCGGCGCCUCUGCUAUAUAACAGCGCGAUUCUAAGCUUUGGUAGAGACGGUCAGGAGAUAGGAGAGGAAAGGAAUUGUAGAAAGUCAGAGAAUCUUUACGCAUUGCAGUUUGGUUCGGUUGGAAGACGAGGAACAGGUCCGACAUACAGUCGACCUCGAUUAGAAUGUCCCCGAUUUAACGGAUCUCGAAAACGACCGAUCGAAAAUUAGCGGGAUCCGAAGCGGGUGAUAAGACUUUAAAAAGAAUUGAGCUUUCAACUGGAAUAUCUUGUUCUAGUUUACGGCGUAUCUGUCAUUCGGACUGUUAAAUAUCUCUUUAGACAAUGCCGAAUAAGGGUAUUUUAAUUACGACAGCGGCGCGUUAUACUUUCGUGGGGCCCGGGCAAAUUUGAAUUAGGGGUUGACUUAAGACAUUUUUCUCCGAGGGAAAUUUAUUUAAUAGACAAUGUCAUUCUGGAAAAUGCCUUUUUGCCUACAGGAUAACGUUUCAUCGAGUUUAUACUGUAAUACGAAUCGAAAUAUCGCGAAGCAUUGUAAUUAAUUUAAAUAUAAGUCUAAAUUAAUUGUCUAAUACGUAGGAAUACUUUAUUAUUAUUAAUUAUUAAACGCUUUUAAGAACACGACACAAUG
Molecule: messenger RNA, 1812 nt
Organism: Centruroides sculpturatus (bark scorpion)
Lineage: Eukaryota; Metazoa; Arthropoda; Arachnida; Scorpiones; Buthidae
Exons: 9
Coding region: 104-961 (285 amino acids)
Source: RefSeq, a predicted model, not a curated record